CAGUCGCUGCACCGGCACCGGCUCCCGGCAGUGUCCGCCGGGCCCAGGUGCUGAGGGCUCUGCUGGAGCAGCACAACCCCCCUCCUGCCAACACCGUACUGUGCCACCCCCUGCCACCCAAUGCCUGGGAACUGCCUGCCCUUGCCUUGACGGGUGGCAGCAGGUGACACGGGGUGAUGCAAGUCCCCCGGCUGGCGCCAGCACACCCCAUGGCGGUGCCCUUGGCUGCCUGGCUGUGGCUGGUGCGCCUGGCCACCUGCCUGGCUGCUGGGCAUGGCAUGGCUGGCAAGAAGGAGAUCAGCACGGAUGGGGACUUGGUGAUUGGGGGCCUCUUCCCCGUCCACGAGAAAGGAGUGGGGAGUGAAGACUGUGGCAAGAUCAACGAGCACCGGGGCAUCCAGCGUCUGGAGGCCAUGCUCUUUGCCCUGGAUGAGAUCAACAGGGACGGGAGCAUCCUGCCGGGGGUGAGGCUGGGUGCCCACAUCCUUGACACCUGUUCCAAGGACACCUAUGCCCUCGAGCAGUCCCUCGACUUUGUCCGUGCCUCCCUCACCAAGGUGGACGGCUCCGAGCACAUCUGCCCUGAUGGGUCCUACGCCAUCCAUGAUGAUGUGCCCACAGCCAUCACUGGUGUCAUUGGAGGCUCCUACAGUGACGUUUCCAUCCAGGUGGCCAACCUGCUGAGGCUCUUCCAGAUCCCACAGAUCAGCUAUGCCUCCACUAGUGCCAAGCUCAGUGACAAGUCCCGCUAUGACUACUUUGCUCGCACUGUCCCACCAGACUUCUACCAAGCCAAAGCCAUGGCAGAGAUCCUGCGCUUCUUCAACUGGACCUACGUCUCUACAGUGGCCUCAGAGGGCGACUAUGGGGAGACAGGGAUUGAGGCUUUUGAGCAAGAAGCCCGCAUGCGCAACAUCUGCAUCGCCACCUCAGAGAAGGUGGGGCGCUCCAUGAACAAGAAGACCUAUGACGGGGUGGUCCGGGCUCUGCUGCAGAAGCCCAAUGCCAGGGUCGUUGUGAUGUUCACCCGAAGUGAAGAUGCCCGGGAGCUGCUGGCGGCUGCCCAGAGAGCCAACGUGUCCUUCAUGUGGGUGGCCAGCGACGGCUGGGGAGCCCUGGAGAGCGUGGUGGCUGGAAGUGAAGCGGUGGCAGAGGGAGCAAUCACUAUCGAGCUGGCAGCCUACCCCAUCAAGGAGUUUGCUACCUACUUCCUUAACCUCCAUCCCUACAAUAACAGCCGAAAUCCCUGGUUUCGGGAGUUUUGGGAGCAGAAGUUCAAGUGCAGCCUCCACAUGCAGGACUGUAGUCAUUAUUCCCUCAAGACAGGCAAGUUUGAGCCAGAGUCCAAGAUCACGUUCGUGGUCAACGCAGUCUAUGCCAUGGCUCACUCUCUCCACAACAUGCACCAGGCACUGUGUCCCAACUCCACCAAGCUCUGUGACGCCAUGAAGCCCGUCAAUGGCAAGAGGUUCUACAAGGACUUUAUGCUCAAUGUUAAUUUUGAUGCUCCAUUCAGGCCAGCAGACACCAACAGCGUGGUUCGAUUUGACCGCUACGGCGAUGGGAUCGGGCGCUACAACAUCUUCAACUAUCACCGCAUGGGCGGGCGGUAUCGGUAUCAGAAGGUGGGCUACUGGGCUGAGGGGCUCAUCCUCAACACCAGCCUCAUCCCAUGGGCCGAGACCUUCAUCCCUGUGUCCCAGUGCAGUGACCCCUGCAAGAAGAACGAGAUAAAGAGCAUGCAGCCUGGAGACAUUUGCUGCUGGCUCUGCAUCCCCUGCCAGCCCUACGAGUACUUGCUGGAUGAGUUCACCUGCAUGGACUGUGGUCUCGGUUACUGGCCCAACGAGACCCUGAAUGGCUGCUACGAGUUGCCCCAAGAGUACAUCCGCUGGAAGGACGUCUGGGCCAUUGGUCCUGUCACUAUCUCUUGCCUCGGUUUUAUCUCCACCCUCUUUGUUUUUGGAGUCUUUGUGAAGAACAAUGACACCCCCAUCGUGAAGGCCUCUGGCCGGGAGCUCUGCUACAUUCUCCUGACUGGGGUCCUCAUGUGCUACAGCAUGACCUUCAUCUUCAUUGCAAAGCCUUCCACCGGGGUGUGCACGCUCCGGCGCCUGGGGCUGGGCACGUCCUUUGCCGUCUGCUAUUCAGCCCUCUUGACCAAGACCAAUCGCAUUGCCAGGAUCUUCAGUGGGGUGAAGGAGGGGGUCCAGCGCCCCCGGUUCAUAAGCCCCACAUCACAGGUGGUCAUUUGCAUGGCCCUCAUCUCUUGCCAGCUGAUCAUCGUCAUCAUCUGGCUGCUAGUGGAGACCCCCGGCACAGGCAAGGAGACCGAGCCCGACAAGAGGUACAUCGUCACCCUCAAGUGCAACAACCGCGACUCCAACAUGCUGAUUUCGCUCACCUACAAUGUGCUCUUGAUUGUCCUCUGCACGGUUUAUGCCUUCAAGACACGGAAAUGCCCUGAAAACUUCAAUGAAGCCAAGUUCAUCGGGUUCACCAUGUACACGACCUGCAUCAUCUGGCUGGCCUUCCUGCCCAUCUUCUACGUGACUUCCAGCGACUACCGAGUCCAGACCACCACCAUGUGCAUCUCAGUGAGCCUCAGUGGCACCGUGGUCCUUGGCUGCCUCUUCACCCCCAAACUCCACAUCAUACUCUUCCAGCCCCAGAAGAACGUGGCCAGCCACCGUGUGGGCACCGCUCGGUUCAGUGUGGCAGCUGCUGGAUCCAGCCAGUCCCACGGCUCGGCCUCGCAGUACGUGCCCACAGUGUGUAACGGCCGUGAGGUGGUGGACUCCACAACGUCGUCCUUGUGAAGGGCUCCUGCCCGUGGCUGCGCUGCACUCUGGGAGCAGCACCCAUGGCUGUGUGGGGCCAGAGGAAGACAGCAGGCUCAGCCCCAGCCCUGCACGAGCCACGUGUCCCAUGCGCUGUGUCAUUGUACGUGUCACCCUUCCCUUGCACUGAGUACCGUGACACGUCCCUUGUCCCCUGCACUGAUGAGCCCUGGUGAACAUCCCCCCACUCCCUUGAACUGAGCUGUAGUGCACAUCCCCUGUGUCCCCUGCCCUGAGCCCUGGUGAACACCCCCUCAUCUCUUGCACCAAGCCCUGGUGCACAUCCCCUGUCCCCUGCCCUGAGCCACUGAGCCGCAUGUCCCCCCAGCCCUUGCAGCGAGCCAUGGGGCAGGUGUCCGGUGUCACCUGCACCGAGCCAUGGUGCACAUUCCCCCCAUCCCCUGCAGGGAGCCCUGGCCCAUCUCUGCCUGUCCCUUGCACCAAGCCGUGGUCCAAACCUCCCUGGCCCCUGCACAGACGCAGCUCAUCUCUCCCGCCCCGCCCCGAGCCACAGUGGAUGUCCCCCCAGCCCUCGCACUGCAGCCCCCGGCCCUUCACCUGAGCCAUGCUGCACGUGCCCCAUCCCCUGCCCCAGC
Molecule: messenger RNA, 3436 nt
Organism: Apus apus (common swift)
Lineage: Eukaryota; Metazoa; Chordata; Aves; Apodiformes; Apodidae
Gene: GRM2
Product: glutamate metabotropic receptor 2
Exons: 6
Coding region: 177-2819 (880 amino acids)
Biological process (GO): G protein-coupled glutamate receptor signaling pathway; regulation of synaptic transmission, glutamatergic
Cellular component (GO): membrane
Molecular function (GO): group II metabotropic glutamate receptor activity
Source: RefSeq, a predicted model, not a curated record